CAACAAAAGGAAACAAUGUCCAGAAUCCUGGAUGCUGUUACUUCUUCUGGUCUUCUUAUCAAGGAUAAGAUGGUGACACCCCCUCCCUCAGGGGAAAUCAGAAUUCUGCUGCUGGGGAUAAAGGACGACAAAACAACAAAACUUGGAGACUUUAUCACCGGAAAAGAACAACACAGCUCAGGCUUCAUAUCAAUGCCUUUUGCAGCCAAACAAGUGGUGGAGAGUGGAGAAUGGAGAGGAAAGCCUCUAACAGUUGUGAAAACUCCAGAUGUUUUCAGUGUUUCUGUGAAAAGGCUGAGAGAAGAGAUGAAGAAGGCUGUGAGUCUCUGUCCUCCUGGACCAAAUGUUGUGCUGCUGUUAGUGAAACCUUCUGAUUUCACUGAAGAGAACAGACAAACACUGAAGUUCAUCCUGAGUUUCUUCAAUCAAGAUGCUUUCAAACACUCAGUGGUCAUCAGCACACAUAAGGAGGAUAAAACAGAUGUCUCUUUUAGAAGUGUCAUUAAAGACUGUGGAGAACGACACUGCAGUAUGGCUGACAACAACCGUGAUGUAUUAAUGCAAAAGAUUAAGAAAACUGUUCAUGAAAACAAAGGAACCUUUCUCACUGUCAUUGAGGAUUCAGUCGCCCCAAAGUCUGAUCUUAUGAAAACAGCUUUGAGCCUGGUUCUGUGUGGAAGGAGAGGAGCAGGGAAGACUUCAGCAGCUGAGGCCAUUUUAGGUCAGACAGAUCUUCAAUCAGUCUCCAGCUCAUCAGAGUGUGUUAAACAUCAGGGUGAGGUGUGUGGACGUCGGGUUUCCCUGGUGGAGCUUCCUGCCCUGUAUGGAAAACCUCAGGAGGAGGUGAUGAAGGAAUCAUUCAGGUGUGUCUCUCUCAGUGAUCCUGAGGGCGUCCAUGCCUUCAUCCUGGUUCUACCUGUGGGUCCACUCACUGAUGAAGACAAAGGAGAGUUGGAGACCGUCAAGAACACAUUUGGGAGUCGAUUCAAUGACAUCACUGUGUUGCUGUUCACUGUUGAGUCAGAUCCCUCAGAUCCAACUGUUGUUAACUUUCUAAAUGAAACCAAAUCCAUCCAGGAGCUUCUUCAGAGCUGUGGAGGAAGAUCUUUGGUUCUAAACAUCAGGGACAAGCAGCAGAUCCCAGAGCUGCUGGACAUGGUGGAAAAGAUGCACGAAGAUAAAUCCAAAUCAUUCAUCUUCACAACACAAACAUUUGCACAUGCCCAAAUAGAAAAGAUCGUAACUCUACAGGCUGAGCUGAAGAACCUGAAAACAAAAGACCCAAUCAUCUGUGAUGAUAAGCUGAGUGAAGAGAGUCUCAGGAUUGUGCUGAUAGGGAAGACUGGCAAUGGGAAGAGUUCUUCAGGAAACACCAUUCUAGGAGGAAAGACAUUUGAAGCCAAAUCAUCCCAAACAUCAAUCACAAAACGUUGUCAGAAAGCACAAAGUGAUGUGAACGGUCGUCCGGUCACUGUGGUCGACACUCCUGGUCUGUUUGACACAACUUUGUCUCAAGAAGAGGUUCAAGAAGAGAUGACUAAAUGCAUCAGUCUUCUGGCUCCAGGACCACAUGUCUUCCUGUUGGUGUUACAAAUCGGCAGAUUUACACCAGAGGAGAAGGAGACAUUACAACCCAUCAAGGAAGGCUUUGGGAAGAAUGCUGAAAAGUUCACCAUCGUUCUUCUAACUAGAGGAGAUUCAUUAAAGCAUGAUAACACGUCCAUUGAAGAAUACUUUGAAGAGGACUUUGAUGAUUCCUUUAAGAAACUGCUUGCUGACUGUGGAGGAAGAUACCAUGUGUUUGAUAACUACGAGGAACAAAACAGAACUCAAGUCAGUGAGCUGAUAACCAAGAUUGAAGAAAUGGUGAGAACUAAUGGAGGCAGCUGCUACACCAAUGAGAUGCUGCAAGAAGCUGAAGCCGCUAUAAAGAAAGAAAUGGAGAGACUCUUGAAGGAGAAAGAAGAAGAGAUGAAGAGAGAGAGGGAGGAGCUUCAAAAGAAACACGAGGAAGAAAUGAAAGAAAAGGAAAGAAGAAUGGAAGAACAGAGGAUAGAAAUUGAAAAGGAGCGACAACUGAGAGAAAAACAACUCCAAGAAAAGCAGGAGAGGAUCAACAAGGAGUGUGAGGAGAGAAAGAAAGAACAGCAAAGAGAGAAGAAGAAAACAGGAAAAGAGAGCAAGAGGAAGAAAUUAAGAAACAGGAAUGGAAACAGAAACUCUCAGCUUUGGAGAAACAGAUAAAAUCAGAAUCAGAAUCAAAGGAAACCACAGACAAAAAGCUGGAGGAGACUAGAGAAGAGAUGAGAAAGCAACAAGAGACUUGGGAGAAA
Labrus bergylta (ballan wrasse) is the source of this 2333-nucleotide messenger RNA. The record is from RefSeq and is a predicted model, not a curated record. Lineage: Eukaryota; Metazoa; Chordata; Actinopteri; Labriformes; Labridae.